AUGGAACCUCGCGCCCGAGCCGGCCGGCACAAAGUCAACCUGAACUUUGGCCCCGAACUCUCGGCGCUUCUGUACGCAUAUGGCGCACCUACGCACCCCGAUAUUGCCAAACCCAUCGGCGCAGCUUCACGGCAAUACCUCUCUGCUCAGAACACACCCAACACCACUCACCCACCUACACCAUUCACUCAGCCCUUUCCCGAAACACUCCGCGUCCUGGACGAGAUCUUAACGGACUUCAUAAUAGAAACGUGCCACAAUGCCGUUGGCGUCUCCGUCUACGCCGGGCGCGCAAAACUGAAGGUCUCCGACUUUGAAUUCGCGAUCCGAAAAGACACCAUUAAACUGGGCAGAGUGCAGGAGAUGUUCAAGAAGAAGAGGGAGAUUGACAACAAGAAAAAACUUUUUGACACGAACGAGGGCAAGGAGGGGCAAAAGUUAGCCGUGGACGAUCUGGUGAAUCUGGGGGAGGUUGUGGGCGAGGAAGGCACGUCGAAAGGGAGGGGCAGAGGGAGAGGAAGAAAGAAGAAGAGGGAUAUAGAGGACGUGGAGAGUGAUAUGGCUAAUGGAGGGGUAAAUUCAAAGGAGAGGACGCCGGGAGCGGACGAGAGUGGCGAGGAGAGGGCAAGCAAGCGGGCAAAGAGCGAUCUUGGAUGA
Molecule: messenger RNA, 657 nt
Organism: Cladophialophora psammophila CBS 110553
Lineage: Eukaryota; Fungi; Ascomycota; Eurotiomycetes; Chaetothyriales; Herpotrichiellaceae
Exons: 1
Coding region: 1-657 (218 amino acids)
Biological process (GO): transcription by RNA polymerase II; RNA polymerase II preinitiation complex assembly
Cellular component (GO): transcription factor TFIID complex
Molecular function (GO): protein heterodimerization activity
Source: RefSeq, a predicted model, not a curated record